UCUCUCUCGCGAUCCCUUUUAGCGAAGCCGGUUUAAGCGUGUGGCAUCCUCGGGGCGUGUUGAGGUUCCUGUCACAGUUCCACGCAUGUCUGCUUAAGGCAACCAGUCCUUUUACUAGCUAAACACCUGCAAUAUGUGGACAGUGGACACGCGCACGCGGCUGCAGACGGGACUCUUUCCUGUCAGUGGGUGAUCACUCCGCGGUGGUGAUGAGGCGCGGAAGCCCACACCUCAGAACUUCUGUCCUGAAGACUAACAGAAGUCCUGUUUUGCACGGCUGAUAUUGUUUUGUGAGGAUCCAACCAGGAUGUCUUUCCGAGGGGGGGGACGAGGCGGAGGACGAGGAGGAGGCUUCAACCGAGGAGGAGGAGGAGGCUUUAACCGAGGGGGAGGAGGCUACAACCGAGGAGGAGGCGGUUUUAACCGAGGCGGCGGAGGCUUUGGACGCGGAGGUGGACGAGGGGGCUUUAACAGACAGGACUUUGGCCCCCCCGAGCGUGUGGUUGCGGUGGGCGAGUUCAUGCAUCCGUGUGAAGAUGACAUCGUCUGCAAGUGUACCACCGAGGAGAACAAAGUCCCCUACUUCAACGCUCCCGUCUACCUGGAAAACAAGGAGCAGAUUGGGAAGGUGGACGAGAUUUUCGGACAGCUGCGGGAUUUUUACUUUUCUGUCAAACUUUCUGAAAACAUGAAGGCGUCUUCCUUCAAGAAGCUGCAGAAGUUUUACAUAGACCCCAUGAAGCUGCUCCCACUGCAGAGGUUUCUGCCCCGGCCUCCGGGGGAGAAGGGGCCACCGCGGGGAGGGCGGGGCGGCGGGCGAGGUGGAGGAAGAGGAGGAGGUCGUGGAGGAGGUUUCCGGGGUGGGCGGGGCGGCGGUGGACGCGGGGGAGGAGGCUUCAGAGGAAGAGGAGGCGGUGGAGGUCGAGGAUUCAGAGGAGGACGAUAGCGGAGCGGGACGGACUCCUCACCAGGAGGAGCUGCUCUUCCUGUUGUUUUGGAGGAGCUGUGGACCUGGAUCUUUUAUUUUGGCGGGAACGCAGUGGAGAGUUUCCUCUCCGUGAGCCGGUUUAUUUCGGUCUGACAGAUGUGUGGUGGUUUCACCACUGAUGGACACUUUUUUAAUGUGAUUAAACAAUGCUUUGUAAACAUG
This is a messenger RNA of Oryzias melastigma (Indian medaka), 1150 nucleotides long. RefSeq names its product GAR1 homolog, ribonucleoprotein (gene gar1). The record is from RefSeq and is a predicted model, not a curated record. Gene Ontology annotation, cellular component: box H/ACA snoRNP complex. Bases 308 to 946 code for a protein of 212 amino acids. The transcript is spliced from 7 exons. Gene Ontology annotation, biological process: snoRNA guided rRNA pseudouridine synthesis; ribosome biogenesis. NCBI's taxonomy places the organism in Eukaryota, Metazoa, Chordata, Actinopteri, Beloniformes, Adrianichthyidae. Gene Ontology annotation, molecular function: box H/ACA snoRNA binding.